Colletotrichum aenigma is the source of this 1821-nucleotide messenger RNA. RefSeq names its product Heterokaryon incompatibility protein 6, OR allele. The transcript has a single exon. The record is from RefSeq and is a predicted model, not a curated record. Bases 1 to 1821 code for a protein of 606 amino acids. NCBI's taxonomy places the organism in Eukaryota, Fungi, Ascomycota, Sordariomycetes, Glomerellales, Glomerellaceae.
AUGGAUGAUGGGGAUUGGGACGAGUUCUGGGCGGAGCUCGACAUCGAUCCUGACAACGACUUGAAAAGCUCUCUGGAACUCGAUCCAUUCUCACUUGAGGAAUGCCAUAGGGUCGACAGCGAAAACAUAUUCUACCAGCCCCUGGCAGAGGACGAGAUCCGCUUGCUCACCGUCUGGCCUGGGUCUUUUGGCGAUGCAGUCCGUUGCAGCCUUGCUGUCACGACGACGACUCGGGGUUAUGAGGAGUACGAUGCCAUCUCUUACACCUGGGCAGGCGACGACGAUAUCAUUGACAAGUCGGGCCGGGUCUCUAUCGCUUCGGAAGAUUUCCCAGUCACUCCAAACUGCGAGGCCGUGCUAAGGCGGGUUCGGCAAGAAUGGGAACCAAGGAUAGUGUGGAUUGACGCUAUCUGCGUCAACCAAGAUGACCUUCACGAACGAGGAAGGCAGGUCAGCUUGAUGCCACAGAUUUACUCGCGCGCGCGAGAAGUCAUUAUCUAUGCGGGAGAGGCAACUAGUGAUAUACCGGCCUUGUUCAAACAUCUCACCUGGGCUCAGCAUAACACCACGCCUGGCAAGCGAGAAGAGAUCCAGGGAGCUUUGGCGAGGCUGCUCAGUCGCCGGUACUUUUCGCGGGCGUGGAUUAUCCAAGAAGUUGCACUUGCAAGACAGGCAACUCUCAUUUGCGGAAGCCACACGUUGUCAUGGUCUUUGGUUCACGUCAACAACUUAGCCGCCCGUGGUCUUUUAUCAGCCUUGGCGGCAGAGGACGGGAGCAUACCAGGGUUGCAAGCGUGGCCUCCAGCAAUUCAGUUCAAGGCGCCAGCCUUCAGGACUACCGGCGACCUCCUCCGCCUGCUGGAUUUAGCCCGUAACAGUCGGGCAGCGGACCCACGCGAUAAGGUCUUUGCAGUCUUUGGGCUGAUCACUUGUCCUGAGAGUGAAGGGUUCUCCGCAGACUACACCAAAUCCCCCAAAGAGGUCUUUACGUCGACUGCUUUGUGGAUCGCCCAGAGGUUCGGCCUGCCGGCUCUGCUUGCGAGGACUGUGGAUGUUGUACGGCGUGCGCCUGUGAGCGAGGCAGUCGCGUUGGAUUCAGCAUGGAUACCCAACUGGACGGAGGACACAUUUCAGAGCCGGGACUCGUUGAUUCCCCGACUCAGGAGAGAGUAUCGCUCAGUGUCCAAGAUGGCAGGGUUGCCAAUUACGGCGUCACAGAGAGACUCCAGCGCGAUUCGAUUUCCCGCGUUCAGGCUCGGGCGCAUUAUUGACGAAGUUAUGAAGUAUGACGAAGAGUCCUAUCAGUGGUUCUCAGAAAACGUCAUAGGUCGAGCGAGGGAUGUGCAUCGUCCUCCCCCGCCAUGGUUGUUUACGAUAUUUGGCGACUAUGUUGAUGGAAGGAGAGCUACCGAGACGUACUCAUUCGUCUUUUUGAGAAAGGACAGGGAAUUUCCGGGUCUGGCGAGCGAGGCAUACUCCCAGUGCGAGAAUGGAUUUCCAGUCACUUUCAAGACGCUGGGUGCUUACGCGCGAUGGAACCAGUCCAGCAUUUAUCUCCUUCCGGAGCCGGAUGAAUAUGGAAAGUUCCAGUUCACCCAUCCAGGAACUGUGUCCGUUUUUGCUGACGGGAAGUCACUCACAUGGCUCCACGAGAACGUGAACGGAAGGACGACGAAGGGUAGGUUCAGUAAGUACGCAGUUAUCUGCGCGGCCGAUGGUUCGGAUGGGGCCGAGAAACUGCGAGGACUCUUGUACAUGGAUGGGGCUUCUCAGAAUGGCGUUUGGAAAACGGGAGAGUUUUCGUUUGUGUGUGCUAAGUAG